GGGAACCGGAUGUACGUAUAAUUCAUCGCGCGGUGACAUUUGUUGUCAUCCAUCCAAAUCCAAUUUCUGCUGUUAAUUCUCUAUUUACUGUGGUAACGUGUAUUAAAAUGUAUUUGUUAAUAUACUGAUACAUGAUUGACAAAGAUAAACAGACGAAUCGCCGUAGCGCGCCAUCAUGCAAAAGUCGCCUAAUAAUAUACGUCACCGUGUGUUUAGUAGGUUGUCGCUCAGUAACAGCGCACAGCGUCACUCAUUUCAAAAGUAACUUUAAUCUCCGAUGUUACUGCGUUUUGUUAUCACAGUCGUGUAGACAUGUUUUUGAUUAAUCAGGAUUUGACUCUAUGGGUCAAAUCCUAAACGUCUUCACAAGCCCUUUGAUAGAAUGGCUAAGGUGCUGGCUCUCCCAGUUGUCCUACUGUUUUGUUGGGCCGAUAGCAAAAAUCUUGUUUUCCAGCCAUCGUCCGUUAUUGCUACUGGACCGAGAAUCACAGCAUUUUUACUUGGAAACAUAACAGACGUCUCUCUGAACGUGCGCGCUGUAUUCCCAUCUAAUGUAACAGGAAGCAUUGACCCGCCAUCGUGUGCAGCCGAGGAAACACAGUGGAUUGUUACAAAGGAACAGGUUGGAAUGAAUGCACUGCGAGUUCAUUUGCACCUGAAUAAAAGUCUGCAUUUGUGUGGCGAAAACGAAACGGACUGCUGUCCAAAGCCACUGUGUGUCCUGGAGAGCCUGCAGAUAUCUGCCUGUGUGGGCAACACAGCUCAGGCAUCAUUGCUGAUCCAGGCAAAAAUUUAUGCACAUUUGAUUUCUACUAAUGCCGGAUCUGAUAGUCCAACGGUCAUCCCAAACCAAGUGUACGAACCCCUGGGCUCCUGUCCUUGUGACCUCACUUCUGGAACAUGUGAUAUUCGCUGUUGCUGUGACAAGGACUGUUCGGCUGAAGAACUGAAGCUGUUUCAGUCUCACUGCCUCACAGGACCCUUUGGUGGGCAGCUCCCCCCAGUUCCAGACUACCACUGCUCUGCACAGAGAGAGGACUCCCCAGAUUGGUUUCCAUUUCUGUGUGUCAUCUCUCCACUUGAAAACAACCCAUACCUGGGGCUCUUCUACAAUGGAGACAACAUAAUAACAAAACCUCGCCCUUCCUUCCAAAUGCCUAUUUUGUCUGCACCAGUUUUUAAUAUUUACAGACAAGGAAAUCCAAUUUUUACUCUGGAUGAUCAGUUGUUCACCAUUCCUCAGAUGGCCAUUGGACACUGUGUUUACAAUGCUCCUGUUGCCUUUUUGGAGAAUUUCAGUUUCAAAUGUGUUACCCUGCUGGGGUCUUGUCCAACUGCUUUCCCUUUACAAACGCUGCCAUCAGACUUGAGCAUGAAAGUGAACAAUGGGCAAGGGGGUGAUGUCACAGUAGAAGUAAGAGAAGAAACUGUCAGGGAUUUGAAUCCUUUCCUGUCAAAUGCAGUUGUUAAUUCAGAUCAGGUCAAGGUGUGUGAGAGUGUGACCUUGGCUUUGGAUUACACAUUCUACUGGAAAGGAAAUCAAAUGACAAAAAUCAUCCUGACACGCUCUGUCGGGACAUUCAUUUUAAAAGGAAGUGUGGAGUUAACGACGAGGUAUUCUGCUGAUUUCCUGAUUGGAGAACAUGCGAGCGAGUCAAACUCAAAUAAUCCAGGUUAUCAGGUGGGAAGGCCCAUCAUUGCCGGAAUUGAGAGCACACAAACGAAUGCUUUCUCUGUGCAGAGGACAUCAAUCAAUCUCUGGAAACCAGUGCGUGACGGGCUGUGUUUGACCGCUGAGAAACAACCAGUACUGUUCGCUGAGAAUUCAACAUCAGGGUGUCAUUUAUUUGUCAGCCUACAAAACCUGACCCAAUGUGAUCUCCUCAGAGACACCGUUGCGUCUCUACAGGCAGACUUGAUCACAGCCACAUAUGUUGCAAACAGUGGAAACCCGAAUUCUGAAACAGAAGCAGAUUGGGUCAAAAUAAGUGUUUCGAACUCAAGCAAUUCGUUGGGAGAUGUUGAUGGUUCAUGCAGCGGGAUUGCAUCCCAUAUCCAUAUCCACAUUUGGAGUUAUGUUACUAGAACGGCUGAAGGAAAUGCCCAAAGGAAUAUCCAUGCUAUUAAAGUUUGGUCCACGCUGUCCACUUGGACAUUAGACUGCGGAGGAGGUGAUGUAUCUCCAUGUUCAGAUCCCACAGAGGCCCAGUUGUUUCAUGUCACCUCAUCAGUUACUUUUAUUGACAUUCCUAUCCAUAUAGGACCUCCCAAAACCAGGUUCCAGAUAAACUUCACAGAGUAUGAUUGUGACAGGAAUGAUGUAUGCUGGCCUCAGAUGUUCUUCCCCUUGACCAAGUAUUACACUGGCGAGCCACAUUCUCAGUCUUUGGCCAAAGGCCUCAUCUUGGUCUUCUUUUUCCUCGCUGCAUCAGUUCUUGGGACUCCCUGGAGGCAAAUCCGGCAAGCUUGGAACAGUUCCUUUCUGUCAUAGAGGAUUACUAAAGAGACACUUGUGUGACAUAGUCUUAUAUUUUGAAGAAAAAAUAGUUAUUACCCUGGGGGGGGGGGGGGGGGGAGUUUUAUUCUUCACUUUAUACAGGACACGCCAUGUAUACACAGACCAGAAAUUCACACACGCACAAGCAAGAUCCUGUCGACAUGCACCAAUAGAGAGAUGUCAUACGGCAGUGCCCUUGAGGUAAACGGUCCUUUCUUGAGCAACCUGCCCCAUUUCCAUACUUGGACUGCCAAGUCCUUACAACUAUGAUGGUUCAUGUUUAUAUUGUGUUUAGUGGUUGUUGCAAUAGUUUGUUAUCAAAUAAAUCUUAAUUUAAUAUUA
Phyllopteryx taeniolatus (common seadragon) is the source of this 2839-nucleotide messenger RNA. RefSeq names its product tectonic family member 2 (gene tctn2). Gene Ontology annotation, cellular component: MKS complex. Bases 383 to 2491 code for a protein of 702 amino acids. Lineage: Eukaryota; Metazoa; Chordata; Actinopteri; Syngnathiformes; Syngnathidae. The transcript has 18 exons. Gene Ontology annotation, biological process: smoothened signaling pathway; cilium assembly; protein localization to ciliary transition zone. The record is from RefSeq and is a predicted model, not a curated record.